Messenger RNA from Eruca vesicaria subsp. sativa (arugula), 1229 nucleotides. NCBI's taxonomy places the organism in Eukaryota, Viridiplantae, Streptophyta, Magnoliopsida, Brassicales, Brassicaceae. The record is from the annotation of a GenBank genome assembly.
AGAAUAUGCUAGCAGCUUCCGUUUCAUAACUAAAAAAAUCAGAAGAAGAAUCUUUGAAAUCGUGAAUUAGGGUUUUUGAGAGAAUCCGUCUCUUCAUCAGCUGAAAAAGGUUUCCAACAAGACAUGGCUACCUCCGGUGUUGAAACCGAGGCGGAAUGGAUCAAAAGAGUCAAAUCAGAAGGAGCUGUUCCGUGUCUUAAACCAGACAGCAAAGACUGCAGAAACAGUUGGACAACACCAUCUCCCAACACAUUCAUGGUUAGAGGACCAAACUAUUUCUCCGACAAGGUCAAAGUACCUGCUGGUGAGUUUCUUCUAAAGCCUCUUGGAUUUGACUGGGUCAAAGGCCCCACAAAGCUCUCUGAGAUACUAAGUUACCCAAACAGCCGAAUCAAGAAAGCUAUAGAUGAGGAGUUUCAAACAGAGGAUGAUACUGCUAAGCCUUUUGUAUGGGCGUUUAAUCUCCAGCUUCCUCACAAAGACAACUACAGCGCUGUUGCUUACUUUGUCUCCACGGAGCCUAUCCUCCAAGGCUCCCUGAUGGAUCAGUUUCUGAAAGGAGACGAUGCGUUUAAGAGAUCAAGGCUUAAACUGAUUGCAAACAUUGUCAAAGGGCCUUGGAUUGUGAGAAAAGCUGUUGGAGAGCAAGCUAUAUGUGUCAUUGGACGUGCACUCUCUUGCAGAUAUGUUUCAGGAGAGAACUUUGUGGAGGUUGAUAUUGAUAUUGGUUCUUCAAUGGUCGCUAGCGCCAUUGUUCAUCUCGCGUUUGGUUACAUUACAACUUUGACUGUUGAUCUUGCUUUCCUUAUUGAGAGCCAGACUGAUGCAGAGCUUCCUGAGAAGCUGUUAGGAGCUGUGAGAUUCUCUGAGUUACAGACUGACUCUGCUGUGUCUAUUGAACUGUCUUCAAGCAAUGGUAAUGAACGGUCUAGCUGGUGGAAAUCGAUUGGGAGUGGAUUCUCUAAUCUGCUUAAUCAGGAUACAGGCAACAUGAAUAAUAAUACAUCUCCUGGGAAUAGCCAGAAGGAUGGAGAUGUAAAGAAGCAGUAAUUGAUUUGAUAAUUCUUUUAAAAUUUCUUUGAUUUCAUUGCCAAAACCUUAUCAUUUCUUUAUAACAUUGCAAAUGUAUAGAUUGUUUUUUUUUCUACUAAUAUGGAUAGAGACUCAUGUGACCAACCUUGUCAGACACAUAUCAAGAAAAAUAUCUCAUUUACUGGUUCUUGUAACAU